AAUCUCCAUUCCCCACACAACACAGCAAAGCACAGCCUCACUUUAUCUCCAUAUGGUCACAUGUACAUGUACCAAACUUAGUCAAAGUCACCUCCUUUAUAUAUAACCCAAACUCUCUUCACAUCUUUUGAUCUCUUCUCUCUUCUCUUACACCAUCUUCUUCUUCAUUCACCAUGGGAAGAUCUCCUUGUUGUGAAAAAGCUCACACAAACAAAGGAGCUUGGACUAAAGAAGAAGAUCAACGUCUCGUCGAUUAUAUUCGUAAUCACGGUGAAGGUUGUUGGCGUUCUCUUCCUAAAUCCGCUGGAUUGUUACGUUGUGGUAAAAGUUGUAGAUUGAGAUGGAUUAAUUACCUUCGUCCUGAUCUUAAACGUGGUAAUUUUACUGAUGAAGAAGAUCAAAUCAUCAUCAAACUCCAUAGCUUACUCGGCAACAAAUGGUCAUUGAUUGCUGGAAGAUUACCAGGAAGAACAGAUAAUGAAAUCAAGAAUUAUUGGAACACUCAUAUUAAAAGGAAGCUUCUAAGUCAUGGGAUUGAUCCACAAACUCAUCGUCCGAUUAACGAUUCCAAAACGGUGCCGUUUCAGACUGUUGUUCCUAGUCAAAACGACGCCGUUGAGUAUUCUUUUUCCAAUUUAGCCGUUAAACUGAAGACGGAAAAUUCCUCCGAUAAUGGAGCUUCGACUAGUGGUACGACGACGGAUGAGGAUCUCCGGCAGAAUGGGGAGUGUUAUAAUAGUGAUAAUUCAAGAAAAAUAGAGCUGAAUUUGGAUUUAACUCUCGGGUUUGGAUCCGGGUCAGUUCGGGUAGUUGGAGCCGGGUCAUCGGCUGAUUCGAAGCCGUGGCGGGAUCAGCUGAUGACGGCGCGUUUGUCACAGUUGUAAUAAUUUGUUGAAAUUCCCAAAAAUGGGGUUUUUAGAUUUUUUUUUUUGUGAGUCCUUUUGGGUAACUAUAGAAAUUAUUACUUCAGUUUCUUUGCUA
Molecule: messenger RNA, 981 nt
Organism: Arabidopsis lyrata subsp. lyrata
Lineage: Eukaryota; Viridiplantae; Streptophyta; Magnoliopsida; Brassicales; Brassicaceae
Product: transcription repressor MYB6
Exons: 2
Coding region: 174-884 (236 amino acids)
Source: RefSeq, a predicted model, not a curated record